AUGACUAUGGUGAUCUUGCUUCGUAUUAAAGCGGACAAGCUCCCGAUUUUCUUAUUCGGCGACUCGACGAUGGAUGUCGGGACUAAUAACUUCUUGCCGGGGUGUAAAGCAAGGGCCGACAUUAGUUUCUAUGGGAUCGGUUCUCGCGGCUCGCGGCCGACGGGGAGGUUCAGUAAUGGCUAUAACACUGCUGAUGCACUUGCGAGGUUAAUGGGUCACAAGAGAAGUCCAAGACCAUUUUUGUCACUCAUCACCCAGAUGAGCAACUUCAAGAGGAAUGUACUCACUGGUGUGAACUUUGCUUCUGGAGGGUCAGGAAUCAUGGACACUACGGGGAAGAAAUUUGGGCGAGUGAUACCGUUCGGGGAACAGGUGGAGCAGUAUGCGACGGUUCGAAACAACAUUACGGAACUGAUGGGGACAUCUCGAGGGAAGACUAUGCUCUCGAAUUCCCUCUUUGUCAUCAGCGUCGGAAGCAACGACAUCUUCGAUUACUUCGAGUCCAGUCAAUCUCGGAGCCCCGAGUUCCUCGUGAAUCUUGGUAACCAAUAUGAAGCUCACCUGAAGAAUCUGGCAAGACUUGGAGCGAGGCGGUUCGGCAUCAUCAGCAUCCCGCCGAUCGGGUGCGUCCCGAUCCAAAGGCUGCGGGGCAACGGCAGCGGCGGUUGCAUGCAGGACAUCAACGACUACGCUGAGGCGUUCUUGGCCGUAGUUAAAGGAGUCCUACCGAAGCUGAAGUCCGAGCAUCAAGGAGUGCAAUUCUCUCUCGGGAAUGCUUAUUUGGCGACCAUGAGUAUCAUCAACAUUACGUUCCCCUUCAAAGAGGUGCAAAAGGCUUGCUGUGGCAACGGGACACUGAACACAGAAUCGGCAUGCUCCCCGACGGCCCGAGUGUGCCGGAACCGGGAGGACUACUUGUUCUGGGACCAGUUCCAUCCAACUCAGGCUGCUGCCAAGCUGGCCGCAGCGGCUCUCUUCGCCGGUUCGCCCCCUCUCGUGGCCCCCCUCAAUUUCAGCUCCGUCGCUCGGAUUUAUGUCUAA
This is a messenger RNA of Syzygium oleosum, 1041 nucleotides long. Its product is annotated as GDSL esterase/lipase At5g55050-like. Bases 1 to 1041 code for a protein of 346 amino acids. Gene Ontology annotation, molecular function: hydrolase activity, acting on ester bonds. The transcript is spliced from 5 exons. Lineage: Eukaryota; Viridiplantae; Streptophyta; Magnoliopsida; Myrtales; Myrtaceae. The record is from RefSeq and is a predicted model, not a curated record.